This is a messenger RNA of Zychaea mexicana, 713 nucleotides long. RefSeq lists its product as uncharacterized. The record is from RefSeq and is a predicted model, not a curated record. The transcript has 3 exons. Bases 165 to 464 code for a protein of 99 amino acids. NCBI's taxonomy places the organism in Eukaryota, Fungi, Mucoromycota, Mucoromycetes, Mucorales, Lichtheimiaceae.
CUUCUCUUUCAGCUCUUAUAAAUACGUUACCUCUUCCUUCUUUUUGGCAAAUUAUUUUUCUUUGUGUAACUUGUGUUUUGGUAUAAAUAUUCCCGGCUACAGCCGUCAACAGCCUCAAGCGCAUAACACACACACACACAUUCAAUUGACAUACAUCCACUAUCAUGAUGCGCCGCUACAACACCCACAUCACCUAUGUUGUGUUCUUUUUGAUGACAUUGGCAGUGAAUAUGGCUGAAGCACAACAUGGCGGAAACAGUGAAACUACCAGCUCAAAGCAUCAUCAUGGCCACACUCCAACGUUCUCGGAAAAUACCAUCCUUACGAGCGGCACCUUGUUCUACAUUGCCAUUUCGAUCUCGUUUGGUCUGUGGUGCACCGGGUUUGGCCUUGAAUUUGCAAUGGAUCGUCACGAAAAACAAGCAAAUGCCCGUGCAUUCCAAAAGUAUACUCAAUCCUACUAAGCGCAUCAUCGCGGUCUCGCCACCGUGAUGAUGAUUGCCAGCAACCAUAGCACUCUUACUCUCCCAAAUAUUUUAUCCUUUUGCUACUACUAUGAUACUACUAUCCUACUGCUGUAUUUAACCAUACCACACCACCUGCUACUUGUAUAUUCCUCUUUAAAGAAAGCCACUAUCUCUUAUGUACUAUAAUACAAACAAAGUUGUUCCUAUGAUAGCAGUAUUGUCGUUUACCGACAACUGCGCUCACAA